Molecule: messenger RNA, 2037 nt
Organism: Leptomonas pyrrhocoris
Lineage: Eukaryota; Euglenozoa; Kinetoplastea; Trypanosomatida; Trypanosomatidae
Exons: 1
Coding region: 778-2037 (419 amino acids)
Source: RefSeq, a predicted model, not a curated record
GCCUUUCUGUGCCAGAGGCUUUGUCCUUGCCUUCUUUUUCUUUUCAUCUUUGCUCGGGCACUGAGAAAGGGGGAAAGCCGUUGAAGUGACGCCUGACCGAUAAUAGGUGAAGCGCUCCCGUCUCUCCGUACUCUGUCGACUGGGGUUCCUUCCUAUACAUACGCUAUCUGCUUUGUUGUCUGGUCACUAGUGUCAAAAGAACGGCGUUUUUGAUAAUAAUAGUAAUCCAAUCUGACGAUAAUCCCAUUUCAUUCAGUCGCAGUUUGUGUGUGUGUGUGUGUGCGUACGUGUGUGUCUGGCCGUGUCGGAAAGCAGCUAGUCUUUCAGCUUUCCUUUUCGGCCGAUACUCUUUUUUUUAAUUAUUUCGUCGUCUUUCAGCAGCACUCUGCACUGUGCCGCACAACGACAUUGUGGGUACUCGUUGACAGACGAAAGCUAGGGAAAGUAACACCAAUAAGGUCUAUCUUUUUUUUUCCGGUUUCGGAAAGAGAGAGAGGGGGGAUAUAGACUGCGUAGGGGGGACCGCAUACAGACAAUUCAUAGUCUGUUUGUCGGAUCGUUGAAGGAAUACACCCAACAGGUGGGUAAAGGAAAAGAAAGAAACCCUACAGCUUUCACGUGUUGGUGGCGUCUGUGCAAAUUCCAAGCAGCGCCGAUCGCCGCCCGUAGACCCCCGCCCCAGGUAGUGCAUCCACAACUGCCAGCACACGGCUUAUUUGCACCGUCGAAUACCAAUUGAGCACAGCUGAAGGAAGCCCACAAACAAUCAAGAAGACAAUGGGCAGCGUCUGCAGCGUGCGCGGCCCCUCCCACAGCGGCACAUCGAGCCAAAAUGCCGUGUCGAUAUCACCUGAGAAGAAGUCCGCCUCCCUUUCCGCGGUGCGCCCGCUUGCGGCGACGGAGCUCGGCUCUGCUGCCCAGCGUCCCUCCAGGCCGCGCCACACCCGUGCCGCGAGCUUCCGACGACAGAAUAUAGCCAGCAAGCGCCGCGCGCACUCCCGUGCGGGGUUGACAAGCCCACGCGUGCGCAGUCCGGCCGAUGAACAGAACCGACAGCAGGAGGUGGAGCUUAACGCCACUAACGCUGCCACUGCCGUCUCUGCUGCUCCUUCGGCACGCAAAAGGCCGUUCGUACUACACACCGUGGCGACGAAGGACGUGGUGGAUGACGCGUCCUCGACGUCGGCGUCGACGCUUUCUUCGCGGCAGCAGCGUGCACAGCGAGCACACAAUGCGGUGAAGCGGAACGCAUGCGAGGGGGCCGCCCACCACUCCUGUGCGCACCGGUCAACGACGGCGUCGCGCAAACACAAGCACAGGAAAAGUAUCGUGGACGUCCCAACGCCGCCGGAUAACCCGUUAAAAUCGCUCGAUUCCUCGCAGGUGCUGCCGCCGCUGGAGCCGACUACCCCGCCCGCACCGACGUGUCGCAUGCGCAGUGUCCGUCGCGACAGUGAGCCGUUGGCAGCGGAGGCGGCAGCACCUGAAUCCGCUGCGACGGACAAGGCAGUGCCACCAACAGCGGAGAAGGCGGUCGCCGAGCCCGUCGUUCAACCACCGAUCACCACCGCUACCGCCCCAACCACCACCACCGCCACCACGACCGCCACCGCGGCUGUUCCUCAACCGCCGCCGCCGCCGCCGCUCCCCACAUCGACAGCCGCGUUGCCGUCACCGGCCACUGCGCCGGAGUCGAACUCCACUGGCCACAGCGACGCGGUCUUCACGGGGGUGAUGGACGCGAACCUGCUCAGUGAACCGGGAGUCGAGUGUUUUCAGAGCGUCUCGAUCGAUACGGCAGACAACGAGGAGUCCAGCUUCGCGUACGAGAACGGCUACGGCAUGUUCUUCAUCGCGACACCGGUCAGCCGGAGAGACUCAAACAGCGGUGGCGAGGCGGCACCGCUGACGACUGCCGCGGCGAAACAGCGGCCCCUCUCCCCCCCUCCCACCGAACUCAAGAUCGUGAAACCCCUUAGCAGACGCCAUCGCAGAGGGUCCUUUGUAUCCUUCGGCGGCGAAAUACGGCUGUCGUAG